ACCUCUGGUCAGUCUUAUACAUAUGACAGAUGAUACGAAUGUUAUUAUUAUGGUAAUAGUGGUACAUACAAGGUUAAAGCAGUGGCACAAACCACUUUUCCGAGGGAAAUUUCGUAAGAUAAACUAUUAACCCUAAGUUACACUAUUUGUGCAUAUAGUGCAUGUCAUCCAAUAUACUAUACGGCUCUGUUAUCUCAUCUUAUGUAUAAUUUCGUAUAUAAUAUACCAACAGUCGGACGGGGAGAUUAAGAAAGUAAAAUAAAAUUCAUCUCGUUCGACAUCUAGUAAUAAUAUCUAAAUAAGAUAAUUUAUCAAAUUGAAAUAUAAUAUUAAUAUUUGUAACCAAUCCUUGUGGUCAAAUUCGCAUUUGUUUAACUGGCUAAUUAAUUUGGGUAAUAAAAUACAACGCAUGGAAUAAAGGAGAGGUGGUGACAAUGGCGAUAAAUACUAUUGCACGUGGGAGUGGUGCCCGGCCACCAUCCGCCCCUGGUGGGUGCUGCGCCCAGUUGGUGAAAUUUCUAUGGUCCUGGAUGGGUGUAAUGUUCAACUAUGCACUGCAUCCGAGCAACUUCUACCGAGAAUUUUGCACGAGACCACAGACUUUUAAGGCUCCCAAUAGAAGUGGAGAAGUAGCUGUCCUAACGGGAGGAACCAAAGGGAUUGGUUUGGAAGUUUUGAAAAAGUUGCUCGAGUCUAAGUUUCACGUGAUUAUAGGUUGUCGUUCUCUAAUUGCUGGAGAAGAGGUGAUGACUUCUAUUCGAAAUGGAGGUAUCACCACCGGAUCCUGUAAAGUGUUUGAAUUGGAUCUUAAAUCACUCAAAUCUGUGCGUAGAUUUGCAGAGAACGUAUUGAGGGAAGCCCCUCGGAUUGAUUUGCUGAUAAAUAAUGCUGGGGUCAUGUUUGCACCCUAUGAAAUAACAGAGGAUUUAUGUGAAUCACAAUUCCAAGUAAACUAUUUGUCACACUUCGUCCUUACCAAUUUACUUCUUCCGCGAAUGAAGGAAACUUCACGCCGAAGUGAUAAACAUGUUGCCUGUCGAAUUGUUAACGUUGCAUCUGAUGCCAAUUAUGGGGGACAUAUCGACUUUGAUAAUUUAGAACAAUGCAAAGUCUAUGUGUCCAACAAGGCAUAUUCUGAUUCAAAAUUAUGUCAAAUUUUGCACGCUUAUUAUUUGGACUCGCUUCUCCGUUCAGAAGAUAUCAAGGUCAACGUAUUGUCGCUACACCCUGGAGUUAUCGUGUCCGACCUUUGGAACAAUAUGCCAAGUGUCGUAGUCGCCAUUGUCAACAUGUUCAAGUGGAUGCUUCGAACGACCGAGGAUGGAGCAAAAACAGUGAUUUAUACUGCCUUGUCCCCAAAACUGGAGGGAGUGGGUGGAGUCUACAUUAAUAGCUGUGAGAUUGUACAACCAGUGUCCCAGGUUUCAGAUAUAAGUAUACAAAAACGAUUAUGGGAUAAGUCCCUUGAGCUGGGUAAAAUUUAAUUUAGAAUAUAUGUACAUGUAUAUUAUUUUUGGUGUGUAUUUGCAUAUAUGUAUGUACUUAAUUAUGCCAUAGUGAAAUUAUUACUUAUCUCAUACUUAUUGCAUAUUGUGUCGUAAUGGUAGAAAAAUUCUAAAAUUGUAACUUAUAAUAGAUAAAAGCUUUAACUCUGAUUAUGUAGUUUUGUUGUACCCCAUUACUUAUCUAAUAUGACGCAUAAUACAAGGUUCAUGUAUAAAUUUCUGAAAUGAAAAA
Folsomia candida is the source of this 1737-nucleotide messenger RNA. Its product is annotated as short-chain dehydrogenase TIC 32, chloroplastic. NCBI's taxonomy places the organism in Eukaryota, Metazoa, Arthropoda, Collembola, Entomobryomorpha, Isotomidae. The record is from RefSeq and is a predicted model, not a curated record. Bases 435 to 1484 code for a protein of 349 amino acids. The transcript is spliced from 6 exons.